Molecule: messenger RNA, 3508 nt
Organism: Cornus florida
Lineage: Eukaryota; Viridiplantae; Streptophyta; Magnoliopsida; Cornales; Cornaceae
Exons: 12
Coding region: 171-3245 (1024 amino acids)
Biological process (GO): cellular response to heat
Cellular component (GO): cytoplasm
Molecular function (GO): ATP hydrolysis activity; ATP binding
Source: RefSeq, a predicted model, not a curated record
CCCUUGUGAUAUUCGUCCUGGCACUUCCAUGAUUAUUCUUUGCUAAUAAGUAUCCGGAUGUUUGUUGUGGCCUUCCUUUCGAAUUCUCCUAUACGAUCGAGAAAAUUCGUAAGGUAGAUAAGUUUAGGGUUUUCAUUCUGUUCCUCUCUCUCCUUAUAGACGAAACAGUGAUGUUAGAAGCUGUAAUCCCACUCAAGGAGAAGCAGGAGUUAGAGAUGAAAUAUGGUCUUCACAUUCACAUGGAUUCUCUUAAGCUUGCUUGUGAUAUCGUUGUGAGAUAUUCUGACGCUUUCUUGUCCAACGAAGGAGAAGCAGAUGGCUGCAGCCCAAAGAUGAUGGUGCUUUUGCAAAAGAAGGCAGUUGAGCUGCUGCAUGGAGCCUGUGCUAGAAUGAGACAUGAUCUUGAUGUAAAUGUGGAAGAGAAUAGCCUGGAUGAAGCUGAAUACUUGCUUUAUCGCACUCUUCUUGAGUUAAAUGAAACCAAAAGAGAGAAGGAUUUGGGCAGUCAAAGUUGGAUUCCUCGUGUAGAAGAAGAAUAUGUUGGUUUAAGGGAUUUCUGGGAUGGAUUUGCGGAAAAGUGGAAGCCACUACUGAUGCAGCAGGGAUCAGCAGAAAGAGCUCGAGAAAUUUUCAUCAUGGAACAGUUGCGCUCAGGGCUAGUCUCAUAUUUGCAGGAGGUGGAACCUGCUAAGAAGAGCUUUCAAUUUUCUUCGGUGGUUCUAGACCUAAGUGACGAUUUAUCUUCCCUUUUUAAUUCAACUUGCAAAUGCUUCAAGGAAAAUGCAACUGUUAAACCAUUUACUGUUGCAGAGGUGGCGAGCCACAUGAUCAGCGCCCCUGCUUCAUGGCUCCUUAAUUCUUCAAAGCCGCCACUGCAGGGUAUUGGACAGAGAUUGCGGAAGAGGUUUGGUGGACAAGAUCAUGUUAUUGAUGCAGUCACCAAUGCCUUGUUGAGGUGUCAGCCUCAUGAAAGCGGGCAUCGCCCUAUUGGAUCAUUUCUCUUCUUCGGUGGUGCUCCUUAUGGCAGGCCAGAGUUUAUUGAAGCUCUCACCGAAGAGCUGUUUGACAGCAAGGACCUGCUGGUAAGGUUUGAGAUGUCAGAUUACAGCGAUUCACACUGUUCUCAGUGUGAUUCAUUCUUCCUCGAUGUUCGCACCAGAGACUACAACCAUGGAGAACAUGGUAUCAGGGGAGAACUUAUAAAGGUUGUUAAGAGCAGGCCUUUUGGUGUUCUUUUAUUUGAAAAUGUUGAGAAGGCCAAUAAUAAUGCUAUUGAAAUUCUGCUUGACAUAUUGAGGCAUGGUAGACUGACAGACAGUCAGGGUGGCAAAGUUGACUUCACCAAUAUGUUGAUUAUCAUGACUUCAGAUGUUGUAAUGAAUAAUGUCCCCUUAUGGUGUUGCGAUUGUUUAGAGAAGGAUCAAUAUCGCCCCAUGAAGAGCAGGUUGAAACAUUAUUUUGACUCUUCAAGCGACCAUAUGUGUGGGUUCCUCCUUGCCUAUAUAGAGGCAGAUAAGUGGUUUAAAAGUGAGUUGCUUGAAGAAUUAGAUGAUGUUGUUGUUUUUAAUGGACUUUCUGAGCUACAGUGUCAUGUUAUUGCUAGGCUGCAGUUGAGGGAAUUAACCGAGGCGAUGAGACCAAGAAGGCUCAUUGUGUACCCAUCUGAAGCUGCAUUGCGAAGUAUUACCGGGAAGUCCUUUUGCCGUACAGCACGCAUAGAGGGUAUGAAGAUAUGGCUAAAGGAGAAUGUGGUCCCAGUGGUGUUUAAUAUGCUUUCAGAGAACAAGACAAGUGAUGGUAUUACCACCAUUUACAUUGAUACCCUAGUGGGAACAGAUGAACUAUCUUACAGAAUGGAGAAAAGUCCAGUGAAUUUUUUAGUUUUCACGCACUUCAAAGAAUCUUUGAAUGAGUUGAGAAUGAUGUACAAGAAAGAGAAAGAACACGCCUGCAAGAUAUACACCUUAAAAAGAAAGUAUUUUGAAUUGAUAACUAUGGAUUCUGAUGAAGAUUUGGUUCAUUUCAUGGAGGUGGUUCAAGAUUUAGUUGAUACAGUGGAUGAUAUUGUAGCAAAUACAGAUGUGAACUUUAUGUGCAAAAACUAUAGACUGACAUCAGUGAGCUUCUUAAAUCAGGAGGCAGAGGUUAGGCAGCGGGAGUUGGCGUCUGAGAGGGCUAGGAAUGAGGUGGAUGGUCUUCAAAAAGUACUGGACAUUAAUCUUGAUAGGAUCUAUCAAGCAGUUGAUGUUGUGGCAGAGGCUUUAUUGAGGACCAUUCAUGGACCUCAUGAUACGCUCCAUUAUCCUGCCAAGUCAUUUCUAAUAUUAGGUCUUACAAGUGCUGGUAAGGCAGAUCUUCUAAAAGGUCUUGUGGAGCUUUGUGCAGCCGAUGGGGGGACAUCUGUGAUUCUAAUCAAUGCAGAAGAACACCAAGAAUGUGACUCAUUUUUGCAGCUUAUGGAUGGAGCACUCUGGCAUGAUAGACAUGAGCAACAUGGUUUGGGGCUUCAAGAAGCUGUUAGGGUGAAACAAGGAUGCAUUAUCCUUAUUGAUCAGAUUGAAAAGGCUCACAUGUCUGUAUUCAGCACUAUACUUUCAAUGCUCGACCACAGUACUGUGGAAGACAGUCGAGGAAGAAAGAUUGAUUUCAGGGACACUGUUGUAGCCAUUAUUUCAGAUUUGGGAAACAGACCAAUUUUAUCACGCCUUGCAGGACAUGCUUAUGGUGGUAGUGUUCCGAGAGGCCGCAUGAAACAGGAUGGAAGGCCUUUCAGAACUGAGUUGCUGAAUCGGGUAGAUGAGACUCUCAUAUUUAAUCCCUUUGCUGAGAAGCAACUUAAAGAAUUUUCGAGGUUAUCAAUGAGGGUUGGGCGUCAUCUGGAAGGAGAACACUACGCAUUUUUCGAAGCAUUUUUUUGUCUGUUUAACUACACUAGUCGUUCAUUUUCUAAGAAGUGGCCAUGGACCGCACGGUUUGCAGUGUCCCAUCUCUCAAAGGAGCUCAUUGGUAAACGCAGCAAUAUUGUUUUGGUUAACAGAGGCAGGCUUUUAUCCUCUUUCAGUUAUGAUCAAGUCUGCGUGCAACCAUCCACAAAUUCAAAGGAGCUUAUUGGUAAUUGCAGCAGUUUUGUUUUCGUUAGCAGAUGUGGGCUUUUAUCCUCUUUCGGCGAUGAUCAAGUCUGCAUGGAACCAUCUACAAAUUCAAAGGAGCUCAUGGGUAAAUGCAGCAGUGUUGUUUUGGUUUAACAGAAGCCAUCUUUCAUCCUCUUUUGUUGAUGGUCAAAUCUGCACGCUACAUGUUACAAAUUUGCGUUGUCAAGUCAUAUAAAACUGAUACCCACGUAGAAGGUGGUCUGUAUAUAAUAUUAGUUCUACUAUCUGCAGUGAAUGUUUGAAAUAUACCUCUGUCAAUGUUCUCAACAGUAAGAGGGAAGAGAGAAAAUCAUUAUGAUGCAAUGCUUUAUUGUCAUGUCUCUAAUGAAUGAGUUUAAUAUUCAAUAAUUUUACCA